GCGCUGCACCUGGCGGCGGGUGCUCGGCGCUCAGCCCUGAAGCGGUCCAGCUGGUAGCCAGCGGCGGAGGCACCCGGUCGUGGAGGAGCGGGAAAGGUCGCCCCGGAGGGUGCGCUCGGUUCGCGCCGCUGCGGGUCGCCCCAAUCGGCCCGCAUCCCUCGGCCGCCCCGCCCGCCGCAGCCCCCGAGGACCAGCGACCCGCCCGCGAUGGUGCGCGACGCCCCGACAGCCGCCGCCCCGGCGCCCCGAGCCGCCGCCCCGCGCCGGGGGGAGAUGGCUCCCGCGCCCCUCGCAGCUGAACGCCAGCGCCGCCCGCAGCAGAUCAACAAUAAAAAUUUUGAAAGUCACAAAACUUUAAAAUUUUCUGAUGGUGGUGAGAAGCCAUGGCGGCAGAUGAUAAAGUUGCCAUCUUAACCGAUGAUGAAGAGGAACAGAAGAGAAAAUACGUGCUUGCUGAUCCUUUUAAUGGUAUUUCCAGGGAACCCGAACCACCUUCAAAUGAAACACCCACCUCCACAGAAACAUCUGCUCUUCCUGAGGAGGAAGUAGACUGGAUAGAGAAACAUUGUGUUAAAAUAAACAAUGAUCUUCUGAUAUCCAAGGUCUUCUAUUUUUUCUUUUACUCUGCAUAUGGCUCUCUUUACCCACUUCUGCCUGUGUAUUAUAAACAGCUGGGAAUGUCACCAAGCCAGAGUGGAUUGCUAGUAGGUAUCCGAUACUUCAUUGAAUUCUGCAGUGCCCCAUUUUGGGGUGUAGUUGCAGAUCGCUUUAGAAAAGGCAAAAUUGUCCUCCUCUUUUCUCUUUUGUGUUGGGUUUUAUUCAACUUGGGCAUUGGAUUUGUCAAACCUGCUACCUUGAGAUGUGUACCAAAGAUUCCCCCAACGUCUCGUCCCACCAACUCAAGUCAUCUGUUAACUAUCCCACCAACCAAUUCUUCCAUUACCACAUCACCAAGAAUGCGUGAGAAAAGGAGCCUGCUCCCUUCCACUUGGCCAGUGAUAUUAGAAACAGAGCCCAAUGUCACCGAAACUGUCAUCUUUUCGACAGCUCCAAACAAGACCAGUGCACCCACCCCACAACCUCAGACAGAUGAAAUUACUGACCAUAUUAUGGACUUGACCUUGAAUCCGAGCACGGCAACCCCUGCCUUCCUGGGAAAUGUAACCAGAGAGACGACCACCGCUAUUGUCACUACCACCAAAUCUUUACCUUCUGAUCAAGUCACUCUUGUUUACGAUCAACAAGAAGUUGAGGCUAUAUUCUUGGUGAUCUUGGUGGUUGUCAUAAUAGGAGAAUUUUUCAGUGCCUCUUCUGUCACCAUUGUGGACACUGUAACACUUCAGUAUCUGGGAAAACACAGAGAUCGCUAUGGAUUGCAGCGUAUGUGGGGCUCCCUGGGCUGGGGCCUGGCGAUGCUGUCUGUGGGCAUUGGGAUUGACUACACACACAUAGAAGUGAUCAUUGAUGGAAAGGGGUGUAAACCCCCUGAAUAUCGGAACUACCAGAUCGUCUUUAUUGUCUUUGGGGUUCUCAUGACCAUGGCUUUGAUUGUUGCCACUCAGUUCCGGUUCCGCUACAACCAUUUCAAAAACAAUGAAAAUAAAGGAAAAGAGGUGGAGAUCCCUCAAGUGGAGAGAAACAGCUCUACAGAGUCCUCUGAGGAGACACCAACCACCACGAGCCACUCACAAGCCUUCAACUUUUGGGACUUAAUCAGACUGCUUUGCAGUGUGCAGUAUGGCUCGGUGUUGUUCGUGGCAUGGUUUAUGGGUUUUGGAUAUGGCUUUGUGUUCACCUUUCUCUACUGGCAUUUGGAAGACUUGAAUGGAACUACAACUCUCUUUGGGGUCUGUUCAGUCCUGAGUCAUGUGUCUGAGCUGACAGCUUAUUUUUUUAGUCACAAGCUUAUUGAAUUGAUUGGCCAUAUCAGGGUUCUGUACAUUGGCCUGGCUUGCAAUACGGCUCGCUAUAUUUAUAUUUCCUACCUGGAAAAUGCCUGGACUGUUCUCCCCAUGGAAGUUCUUCAAGGAGUGACACACGCGGCCAUCUGGGCAGCGUGCAUUUCUUAUCUCAGUGCAGCAGUUCCCCCUGAGCUGAGGACGUCUGCUCAGGGCAUCCUGCAGGGCCUUCACCUAGGUUUGGGGAGAGGUUGUGGUGCCAUGAUCGGAGGCGUAUUAGUCAAUUAUUUUGGGGCUGCCGCAACCUUUCGAGGAAUCGGCAUGGCCUGCCUGGUGAUCCUCCUGCUUUUUGCCCUGAUCCAGUGGCUGGCAGUGCCCGGUGAGGAAGAAGACAAGACAAUGUUGGCAGAAAGGAUUCCCGUGCCCUCUAGUCCUGUUCCCAUAGCCACCAUUGACUUGGUACAGCAACAGACCGAAGACGUCAUGCCACGCAUUGAGCCCAGACUUCCUCCCAAGAAAACCAAGCACCAGGAAGAACAGGAGGACGUGAACAAGCCAGCCUGGGGCGUCAGCUCCUCCCCCUGGGUGACCUUUGUCUACGCACUCUACCAAAUUAAAGAGAUGAUGCAGCUAACAAGAGACAACCGUGCUCCUGAGAUACAGCCUUUGCAGGGGACCAGUGAGAAUCGGGAAAAUUCUCUAGCUGGUGGAGUCCGGCCUGUCCCAUGUGAGACUCAUUCUGACCCAUCCAGAAACCAGCCAUCCCCUCAAGCAGCAGCAUCUCGGACACAGAGCAGCCCCACUCACCCCAGUGUGGACCAGCGUGUGGAGAAGGAGGACCAGCAGGCUCAGCCUGCCGCUGGGGGACACUGAGGGCUCCCACUCAUCUCCCACCCUGCAUGGAACUGGGCCCCUCUGCCAGGACAGAGGGAGAGGCUCCCUGAACCCAAGACAUGCCUCACCUUGAGAAGCAUAGCACUAUAUACUCUUCUAAAUACCUGAACUCAUCAACAUGGAAACACACACACACACACACACACACACACACAGAAGCUACAGUACAUAUUGGCAGAAACAGGUAAAUUUCUAUAAUCCCACUGGAAUCACAGAAGGGAAAUAAGAGUUCAGUAAAGACUUCAGUUCUUUGGUUGGUUAGGUUAAGAACUGUAGGACUUCUUUGCCAGGGCAGUUAGGGUUGAAAGCAGCAGUUACACUAAGUAAGUGGAGGGAAAGAAAGUGUUUCAAGGUGAAUGCUGAUACAGUUUCCCUCUUUUGAUUAUUUAUUCUAAUUAUUUGGUUCUUAAUGCAAACUGGGAAGAAAUAAAAUAUAUCUAUAAUUUUGUUUCUCUUGAAGAGAACUAUUUAAAAAAUUACAAGACAUAUUUAAGAAGUAGCCGGAUAAAAGUUACUAGCUUAUAUGCUUUUGUUUAAAAAACAAAACAGAGAAACAGGAAAAAGUUUCAUCAGAAACUUGGCAUAUCUCUAGCAAAUAUAUUUUUAUAUGUAUAUGGUAUAUAAUGAAAAUAGUCCAUUCUUUGAGCAGCAAAAGCCGUACUGACUACCACAAACUAAGCUGAGCUUUAAAUGCCUUUUGUUUUUAAAUGGGCUUUAAGACAAGAGGACAGAAUAUUUCAAAUAAACCAACCAACUCAGUAUCCUAUGGCUUGACAGACAAGGGUUUACCAAAUAUAUUGAUACUGUAAAUAGCCUCUAUCACUAUGUCACAAUUUUAUAGUGAUUUGGGCUCUAAAUAGCUGAUGGAAUUUUUUAAAAAAUCACUGAAUUCCUAAGGGUUUCUUUAAUUAAGCAGUACUAUUUACAAAUAACAGUAUAAGAUUUAAGUGCCUGGGAGAGGGAUUAUAAUUUUUAAAAAUUACACAAUGGGUAAGUUUUUGUUUUGUUUUUGGUGAAGGGAAAAGGUGGUGAACAGGAAGCCAGGAAUGGAAAGGAUUAAGAAGUAACUAUAUUUUCCAAUGACUAAAGAAAUAAUCUGUGUAUUCCUUUUCAUGAAGAUACAGUCAGACACUGGACAGAUGAGACAGGGGUGUGCUACUGUAAAUAUUAUACCUACAGUCAGAACAGUGGCUAGGUGACUCACGCAUAAAGCUUGCUGCUAAAAAUGAAAAGCUAAGGAUACUAAGAAGCCUUGGGGGAGGGCUGUGGAAAAAGCACUGCUUUACCUGAAUGAAGGUCAAUGGUAUGUGUAAUAACUGUGAGUGAGCACAGGAGAGAGGAAAGAAAAGAACAGAGUUAAAAAUGAGCAACUCACCUUACCUCCUGACCCUGAUUAGACAAGAUCAGUUGUAAAGUGAGGGCCUCUCCACGACACCAUACUUCUGCCCAAUACUGCAUCUGGGAGAAGAAAGUCUAUACUUGGAUGUUUAGCUUUGCCACAAAACACAGCUUAAAAAUAAAAUAAUGGAAAGAAAUAGAAUUAAGCAAAUAGUUAUUUUUGCACUUGAACUGAAACGUACUGUACUGUAAAUUAUCAUGACUCAUUUUAAGUGACCUUUAAAAUCAGAUGUAUUUAUUAUGCUUAUGUAACUAUAGAAAUAAAGAAGUGGCUGACAGGCUGAACCUCACCUAUGAAUGUACAGUAUGUGGAUCUGUGACACUGACUUUAGGAAGUCAAAAACUUAUACUGUGUCUUGUGUUUACAGUUCUGAUUUAUUCCUUUGAAAAGCCUGCUGUUUUGGAAAUGCACAGUUGACAUGUUGAAAUAAAAAUAAAUAUCAUUUUUAAA
This is a messenger RNA of Lynx canadensis (Canada lynx), 4641 nucleotides long. RefSeq names its product major facilitator superfamily domain containing 6 (gene MFSD6). The record is from RefSeq and is a predicted model, not a curated record. NCBI's taxonomy places the organism in Eukaryota, Metazoa, Chordata, Mammalia, Carnivora, Felidae. Gene Ontology annotation, biological process: antigen processing and presentation of exogenous peptide antigen via MHC class I. The coding region runs from base 384 to 2771 and encodes 795 amino acids. The transcript has 7 exons. Gene Ontology annotation, cellular component: plasma membrane.